This is a messenger RNA of Symbiodinium sp. CCMP2456, 1047 nucleotides long. The record is from the annotation of a GenBank genome assembly. Lineage: Eukaryota; Dinophyceae; Suessiales; Symbiodiniaceae.
AUGGUCUCGCGCGUCGCAAGUUUGCGAACUGUUGCUGGUGCUCGACGUUGCUUCGGUGCAGCUGCCCGGCUCUCCGAGAUUGCCCCCUCUGUGUGGCGUGUGGGAGAAGGCCGACCUAGGGUGGCGGUGCUGGGCGGCGUGCAUGGGAACGAGCUAAGCGGUGUGGAGGUGGUGAAGCGCCUGGUCUCAGAAAUGCGCGGCACAACGGAGCACGUCGAAGGGGAGAUCACGCUCGCCAUCGGCAAUCCUCCGGCGGUGAGCCGGGGGGUUCGGUUUAUCCACCAGGAUCUCAACCGCUGCUUCCAGGAGGUGGUUGGAGAUCCAGCCAUGCCACUGGGCAUGGAACAUGAGCAGUCCCGUGCCCAGGUGCUGAUGCCUUCACUGAGGGGCUUGGACGUGUUGCUUGACCUGCAUGCGACCAACAAGCCGUCCAAGCCUUUUGCGCGGCUUCCAGGGCCCGUGGCUGGGCGCAAAGAGCGCUUCGCAUCCGCCGAAAGGGUUUUCCUGCGGGCGCUGCCAGCCUCCUGCCGUACGAUCUUGUGGGAUCCAGACACCUUGAUCGCUGGUGGUGCCAUGUCAGAUGAAUAUGCUUUGCAACACGCACCAUUUGAAGCGUGCCAAAGGAGUGGCGAGCAAAUUCAUCCAGCAUACAUUUGCUACGAGUCUGGCCUCGCCUCUGACAAGAGUUCUGCCGGAGCCAUCUACAGCGCCGUGCACGCAUGCUUCGCAGAGCUCGGCGUUUUGAGAUGCCCCAACACGGAUUCCGCAGUGGAAGAGGCUCUCGGACGUGAAUGGGAGCAUUUUGAGAUUACCGAUGUCUUCAAGCUCGAUAGCAGAGGCUACGAGUGGAUCAACGGCUUUGGCUCACAGAACUUCCAGGUAUUGCCUCCAGGGGCUGCGUUUGGCAGGCGGCUUGAACCGCCUGAGGAGCUGCAUGCACCGACUGGCCGAGACUCGUACCUCAUCUUUCCGAAAGGCAAAGCCUUUUGGAUCCCGGGUUGGCCUCUUGGCUGGCUCGCCCGGAAGCUUAUGCCUGAAGAGCUUUGA